AUGGAUAAUUUAGAAACUUUAGAAAUCCAUUCUAAAGAUUUUCUUAUCAAAUGGAUUAAUGCUCCUGAUAAUUCAAUUAUUGAUUGGCAAGUAAAACCAUUAAAGAAAUCGAUUAAUUUUGCAUUUUAUCGAAAGAAAGACGAUUUAAGCCAAACUACAGAAGCAAAUGGUUCAUCUUCAACUGCUCUUGAUCCAAUUACUCCACCACCGCCAUUAAACAACAGAGCAAGAUCAGGAUCAACUGCAUCAGUCAACCAAUUUACAAAACCAAAUGAUGUUUAUAAAUCAAAAAGUAGAUCUUCAACUUUAUCUUCAAUCAAUGAAAAAAGUGAUUUAACUUUGAUAAAAAAUUAUAAUAAAUUAGUUGCUAAUGAAUUAGUUCGUGGUAAAUUUGAAGUCUCAAAAGGUGGUAUGUUUGCUUUUGUAUUUGAUAACUCUUUCUCCAAAACAAUUGCAAAAUCCGUUCAAUUUAAAUCAGAAAUAGUUACACCAGAACAACAACAUACAUAUCAUGAUCAACAUGUUUUUGAUUUAGAACAAAAAAGUUCAACUAGUGGUGAUACAUUACAAAGUGUUAUGUUGAAAAAAAGAAGAAAGAAGUUACAAGGUUUUACCAAAAGAUACUUUGUAUUAAAUAUUCAAAGAGGUUUAUUGUCUUAUUUUAAAGUUGAUGAUAGAAAAUUAAGAGGUCAGAUGCCAAUUAAAGAAUCAAUAGUUUCAGCUAAUCCAUCAAAUAGAGAAUUGAUUAUUGAUUCAGGUAUGGAAGUUUGGCAUUUAAAGGCUGUUAAUCAAGCUGAUUUUAAUGCUUGGGUAAAUGCAUUUAAUGCAAUUAAAAAAGAAGAAGUUCAACAAUUACCUCAAAAGCAAGAAAAACCUUUAUCAUCAUCAACAAUUUCAAAUGGUCCUACAGCAACAGAAUUACAAGUUUUAGCUUUCAAAAUUGAUCAAUUAAAAACUGAAAAUCCUCAAUCAGAAUUGGUUGAAGAUAUUCAUGCUGAUUUUAUGACUUUAUUAGCAAAAGCUAAAGGAGAACAGUUAUCAUCUACUCAAGAUACACAAUCAGUAUUUUCGUCAGAUUUUCAAGAUGCUCAAGAUCACUUUUAUGAAGAUAGUGGAGUUGUUUAUCUUGACGAAGGUAAAACACCACAACAAUAUGAAGAAAUUAAUGAAGUUGAGGAAAGUUCAGAUGAAGAAGAAGAUGAAGAAGAUGAUUAUCAACAAAAACAAGGUACUUUGGAAGCUGUUCCCGUUGCAACAAGUACACCUGAACAACAACAACAAGAACCACAAGCUCAAGAUUUGCCUCAACCAACAGUUAGUGAAGAUGACAAUUUAUAUCCAUUACCUCAUGAUCCUGUUUCAAGAGAUGCAGAUGUACCGAUUUGCAACCAUACACCACCAUCAGUAUUAAGUUUUGUACGUAAAAAUGUUGGUAAAGAUUUAUCAACAAUUGCGAUGCCAGUUACAUACAAUGAACCAACUACAGUGUUACAAAAAUUCGCCGAAAUGUUGGAAUAUCCAGAUAUUGUCACCAAUGCAUUAGAAGCUGAAGUUAAAGAUGAUAGUGGUGAAAAAAUCUUACGUAUUGCAGCAUUUGCUUUAAGUUCUUUAUCAUCACAACGUGCAAAAGAAAGAAAUAAGAGAAAACCAUUUAAUCCUUUAUUAGGUGAAACUUAUGAAUUAGUACGUGAAGAUUUAGGUUUUAGAUUAAUUUCAGAAAAAGUUAGUCAUAGACCACCAGUAUUUGCUUAUCAUAUUGAUACUGAAAGUUGGACUUUAGCUUAUACAUUAGCUCCUUCACAAAAAUUUUGGGGUAAACAAUUUGAAGUUACAACAAAAGGUAAUAUUUAUUUAACAGAUAAAUUAACUGGAGAAGUAUUUACAUGGACUCAACCAACAACUUUAAUUAAAAACAUCAUUGCUGGUGAAACUUAUGCUGAACCUUCUGGUACUGUUACAAUUAAAUCAUCAACUGGUUAUAGAGCACUAGUUGAAUUUGCAAAAGGUGGUAUGUGGAGUGGAAGAUCUGAAGGAGUUAGUGUUAAAGCUUUAGACAAGAGUAAAAAAGAAUUAUCUUAUACUAUAAAUGGUAAUUGGACGGAGUCAUUUACAUUAAAGACUAAAAGUACUGAAAAGACAAUUUGGCAAGCUGGUGAAUUAUUGCCUAAUUAUCAAAAGAAAUAUGGUUUUACAACAUUUACAGGUACUUUGAAUAAAAUAACAGCAAUGGAACAAGGUCAAUUAGCACCAACCGAUUCAAGAUUAAGACCAGAUUUGCAAUGUUAUGAACAAGGUGAUGUUGAAAAAGCAGAAGAAUUGAAAAAUAAAUUAGAACAAGAUCAAAGAGUUAGAAGAAAAGAAUUGGAAGAUGCAGGUAAAGAACAUGAGCCUAAAUUUUUCAAAUUUAAAGGUAAUGGACCAGUUGAUGAAGGUGAUUGGGAAUUUAUUCAAGGUGAAAAAAGUUAUUGGAAUAGAAGAAAGGAUCAAGAUUGGGAUGAUUUGAUUAAAUUAUGGUAG
Messenger RNA from Insectozyma verbasci, 2517 nucleotides. NCBI's taxonomy places the organism in Eukaryota, Fungi, Ascomycota, Pichiomycetes, Serinales, Debaryomycetaceae. The record is from the annotation of a GenBank genome assembly.